AAGUGCUACCCAAGCUUUCAAAAAUUGCUGGGCAUAUGUAUCGACAGAUAUGGGGAACUCCAAACUUCCUCUUGACAACAUUUUGUCAUCCAGACUUCGUCGCGAUGGAUAUAUCGUAUCUUGUCAUUGCUCACCGACAAUUGGGAUUUAGUGUUUUCGUGUCAAAGUUCACUGCCAAGGGCCAUGGUUCAUUAAAAUGAAUGAUUCUCCUAUUUUAAUUCCGUUCUCCACGUCUUGUGUCGCAUCCCGUUCCAAGUCUGCUGCGGCUCAGCCUCAUUGCCGUGCCGCAGAGGCUUAUCCCCCAUUCUAUAGCCUGGCGAUCAACUAGAACAAAACAUCCUAGGUUCCAAUAAUCAUUCACUCCUUUACAGGCUUUGUAAGGCCUGUAUGCAUUUCACUGUCUUAUUACUGGAGAACGGGCUUCUUUCUCCCUCUCUCGUGUCUUCCAAUCCCUAGUCCAAUAGUCCAUCAAUCCAAUCGCUGCAAUCUCCUCGCUAUCGAUAUCCUCUUCCCGCCCUUUUCGAAUUUCAGAAAUAAAAUACGUACAUGCAGACCAUGAUCUAAGAAGGGCACGAGGACACCAGCCCUACCAUGUUACGACGGAUUAUCCGUCCCGCACGACGCCUACCAAUAUGGCUUUUACUCUCCGUCGCCGCGCCUUUCGUUUUCGAAGUUAUUUUGCACUUAUGGCGGUAUAACGUGCCGCGGCCCGCGAGCGAGCUCGAUACACCGUUUUUUACAUCAUGUCAAGAGCCGGACGUUAGUGCGAAGCGAGAGAACGCGAUCCUGGUCAUGCUUGCGCGGAACCACGAACUCGAGAAGGCUAAUAAAACAAUCACUUCGAUCGAAAGACAGUUCAACAAGUGGUUCAACUAUCCUAUCUUAUUCCUUAAUGACAACCAGUGGGAUCCUAAGUUCAUAGAGGUGUUAAAUAAAACGUCACGAGGAUUAGCGACUUUCGAGGUCAUACCGCAGGAGAUAUGGACGUUUCCCGAAGGCGUAGAUGCGAAUGCGGCGAAGCAGAAUAUAAAAGAGCAAGGCGAGAUGGGGAUUCCGCAUGCCGGUGAAGAAGGAUACCACCACAUGUGUCGCUUUUAUUCGGGCAAAUUUUACCAGCUCGAAGUGCUGAAAAAGUACAAAUGGUACUGGCGACUCGAGCCCGACGUUGAUUUCAACUGCGCGAUCUCAUAUGACCCAUUCGUUCAGAUGGCACGACAUAAGAAGGUCUACGGCUUUACGAUUGCGUUAUGGGAAAUAGGCAAAUCAUGCCCGGGUCUGUUCCGCUCCGUCGCCGACUGGAAGGAGAUGAUGGGUAUUCCUACAAAUAACCUCUGGAAGGCUAUGGUAUCGGCUUCGUGGGUGCCGUUCCCAUUCCGACGAUUCAUGAGCUGGCUUCCGCAUCGCGACGCCUACGGUGAUGAAUGGAGUUUGUGCCAUUACUGGAGCAACUUUGAGAUUGCCGACAUGGACUUUUUUCGAACGAGGGCGUACCAGGAUCUCUUCGACUACUUGGACAAGAAGGGCGGAUUCUACUUUGAGCGGUGGGGCGAUGCCGCGGUACAUUCCCUUGCCGUCGCAAUGCUCGUAGAUCCGCGGAAGGUACACCACUUCGAGGAUUUCGGAUACCGACAUGACCACCUAUAUCAAUGCCCUGCUAACGCGCCAGGAGGCCAGCUGCCCGAAUCCCAACUGCUAGGAAGCGGGACGUGGUCACCAGAGAUGGAUAAUGGAAUCGGGUGCCGCUGCGAAUGCGACGGGCGGGUAACGAGUAACUACGGGGGUUAUUGUCUGAACAAGCUAAAGCAACCUACCACUAUAAAACGGCCGUGGUUCACAUGGCUCCUAUAGCAAGCAUAUAAGGUAAUCGGCAUUUCGGUUGUUUAUAUCUAUUGUCAUUGCCUCUUAACCAAUUUCCGUUGGGUUCUUCUUGCAUUGGACAUAUAAACAGGGAGAGCAUAGCCCUAGGUGCUCGCGGUGCUUCUGGCGUACUUGUAUUUAUAUAAAACCAUCGCAUGGGAAACGGGGACUGGAUGAACUGGAUACCACGGAACGGCUACAUCAUAGAUAUAGGGGAUCUCGCAUGAUCGCACGUGCGCAUCCGACCGGUUGGAACAGAGAAAUACCAGUCGUGCGUUACAUGAUGAAGCAAGUUAAUACUUGAGAUUUUCCAGAAGAGGCUAAUUGCCAAAAAUAAGGACUAAUGUGCGAUGCCUAAAAGGGAUGAUGGAAUUUCCUGGCUCCAAUUUAGAUCAUGUUCGUUACUAGUAGGCACAGUAAGCAGAGAGCAGU
This is a messenger RNA of Annulohypoxylon truncatum, 2289 nucleotides long. RefSeq names its product glycosyltransferase family 15 protein. The record is from RefSeq and is a predicted model, not a curated record. The transcript is spliced from 3 exons. Gene Ontology annotation, biological process: cell wall mannoprotein biosynthetic process; protein N-linked glycosylation. Gene Ontology annotation, molecular function: alpha-1,2-mannosyltransferase activity. Bases 592 to 1848 code for a protein of 418 amino acids. Gene Ontology annotation, cellular component: Golgi apparatus; membrane. Lineage: Eukaryota; Fungi; Ascomycota; Sordariomycetes; Xylariales; Hypoxylaceae.